AUGUCCUCCGGAGGCGGUGGACGUUGGAAGCAGCAGUCACCUCCGGUUCUUCGACUAGUCGUUGUCGGCGGUGGCGGUGUUGGCAAAUCCGCUUUAACCAUCCAGUUUGUACAGAGACAUUUUGUAAUGGAUUACGAUCCAACAAUUGAGGAUUCUUAUACCAAACAAUGCUUUGUCGAUGAUGAUGUCUGCAAAUUAGAAGUGCUGGAUACGGCUGGCCAAGAGGAAUUCAGCACAAUGCGAGAACAAUAUUUACGUUCAGGCAAUGGGUUCCUACUGGUUUUCUCUGUAACUGAUCGAAAUAGCUUUGAAGAAGCUAUCCGGUUAUAUAAAUUGAUACUUCGGGUGAAAGAUCGGGAUGAAUUCCCGAUAAUACUUGUUGGCAAUAAAGCUGAUCUCGACAGUGAUAGGCUUAUUUCACGACAAGAAGCAGAAGAAUUGGCGAGGAGAUUACGAGUACCAUAUGUGGAAUGUUCCGCGAAACAUCGAAUGAAUGUCGAUGAAUCGUUUCAUAAUUUAGUACGCUUGAUACGAAGCUUUCAACAACAAGAACGACAAUCAUCGGAUGGAGUUGACUUAAUCCCAUCAAAAUCAAACUCAAAAAGAAAGCGUUACUGUCGUAUACAGUAA
Brugia malayi is the source of this 630-nucleotide messenger RNA. RefSeq names its product T-cell receptor beta chain ANA 11, putative (gene Bma-ras-1). Lineage: Eukaryota; Metazoa; Nematoda; Chromadorea; Rhabditida; Onchocercidae. Gene Ontology annotation, cellular component: plasma membrane. Gene Ontology annotation, biological process: signal transduction. The record is from RefSeq and is a predicted model, not a curated record. Bases 1 to 630 code for a protein of 209 amino acids. The transcript has 6 exons. Gene Ontology annotation, molecular function: GTP binding; GDP binding; GTPase activity.